Molecule: messenger RNA, 1641 nt
Organism: Phaeodactylum tricornutum CCAP 1055/1
Lineage: Eukaryota; Bacillariophyta; Bacillariophyceae; Surirellales; Neidiaceae
Exons: 4
Coding region: 1-1641 (546 amino acids)
Source: RefSeq, a predicted model, not a curated record
AUGAAUAGGAAUUGCAUCUACGACCUUUCGGACUAUGAGUCCUCAUCAAUAGAAGAGGACUUAGUAUCACGGAACAGCAGCACUUCUUGCAGUUUAUCCGCCGACCUGACGGCUAGCGGACUUACUUGUUGGCUCCUCAAAUUUUUAAGGGACGAGGCGGACAAAACAACGACUGGAACUGCGGGUGGAUUUGAUACUGACCGCGCAGCAGCUCUGAUCCAACGGACAUAUCGACGGCGCCGACAUGCUGGGAAUACGAGCAACAUCACCAGCGUUAAUGGGAAUGUUGCGGUUGCCGCUGUAUCGAAUCAUCUUGUGGACGAAGCAUCUCCAGCAGUCAGAAACGCAACUUUAGACAGUGCGGAUGGCGAGGAUGCCGACGCGCCGAAUAUAAUAGAAGCCACUGAUCGCGAAAACACAGAACAUACGGAAGAGGGUUCGGAGCGUUCUAUAUCCGAAGCAACGGGGCUCUUAGAUACAAAGGAGAAAGAACAAGAAGAGGAAGAAAAACCGAUUGAAAAGUCGCAUCACUGGAAGAUUGCAGCAAUUGCUGGGACGUUCAUAGGGGCAAUGUCUUUGGGGUUAAAAGCGCUCCAGACGGAUAGUCCUGUCGACGAGGAUGAUUUGGUCGCAGCGGUCGCACUGUUCAAGGGUGCCGGAGGAAUUGCUGGAGGUGCAGGCGGUGGAGGAGCCGGCGGUGCUGCCGCUGGAGGAGGGACUUCUGCUAUUGCCGCUGCCGGAGGAGGCGGGGGAGCAGGAGGUGCAGCCGCUGCCGCUACAAGCGGAGGGGGAGUUGGCGGCACCGCCGCAGGGGGAGGUGCCGCGAACGUUGCACAAAUGCAGCAAGCGUUACAAACUAUGGCUGUGGCGGCUUCACAAAACGCCGCUAAUUCUGUUGCAGCAGGCGCCGGUGCGGCGGCCAAUCCCGCUGCAGCGGCCGCGGCCGCGGCUUCAAGUGGUGCGUCAAGUACUACUGUUGUCGCCGCCACUGUCGUGGCUGUUACGGCAGCUGCCGUCACGACUGGAGUAACGGUGUCGUCUCGGGAGUCCCGGAGCGCAGCGGAAGCUGUACGCUAUUGUCCGGGCAUUGCCGAAUUCGACGUGUUGCCGGGGCGUAUGGAUAUAGAUUUUCUGGGAAUGAAUGACACCCUCUCCUUCGACGAAGCUGGCUUGAUGGAGGAUCUUUUCACGGAGGCUUACCAUAGCGUAAUGGGAAAUUGUACCGGGGAGUAUAAACGACUGAUUGUGGAGACAGUAGUCUCAUGCAAUAGUGAAGACCAGUGUUGUGAACGUGUGAAUACAGUGUUUGGUGAGGUGACGCGAUGUCAGUUCAACACAGAGGUUCAUUGCGUUGGAUGCUGGAAGAGAGAGCCGAUGUUUUUGGAUUCUACCGAGCUCGAAUCGCUCGAGUCGGACCCAACCACGGAUGAGGGCUUGGCGAGAAGUUUGCUGGGAAUCAUGAAACACCGCUCGCAGCCUAAAAUGUUUGCGUCAUCGCAAGAUUUUGGCGACGCAUGGGUUCGAAGUCUCCAGAGCCCAGAGUCGUUGGCGUUGAUUGAAGCUGUUUUGGAUGCCAUCAAAAUCAGAUCUCACAAGUCAGGUUGUUCGAUAUGGAGCGGCAAGCAUACUUUGAGGCGAUAA